GGUAGGUCCUGCCCUGGGCGGAAGAAGUCGAUCCCAAGGCAUUUCCAGUUCCGGUGUCAGUUCGAGGCGCCGCCGCCGCUGCAGCAGCCGGAGCCGAGAUGCCCAAAGGAGGUAGAAAGGGAGGCCACAAAGGCCGGGUGAGACAGUAUACAAGCCCUGAGGAGAUCGAUGCCCAGCUGCAGGCUGAGAAGCAGAAGGCCAACGAAGAAGACGAACAAGAAGAAGGUGGAGAUGGGGCUUCAGGUGACCCCAAAAAAGAGAAGAAGUCUCUAGAUUCAGAUGAGAGUGAAGAUGAAGAUGAUGACUACCAGCAAAAGCGAAAAGGUGUGGAAGGGCUCAUUGACAUAGAAAACCCCAACCGGGUGGCACAGACAACCAAGAAGGUCACACAACUGGAUCUGGAUGGGCCAAAGGAGCUUUCAAGGAGAGAACGAGAAGAAAUCGAAAAGCAGAAAGCAAAAGAACGCUACAUGAAGAUGCAUUUGGCUGGGAAGACAGAGCAGGCCAAGGCUGAUCUUGCCCGGCUGGCAAUCAUCCGGAAACAGCGGGAGGAAGCAGCAAGAAAGAAAGAAGAGGAGAGGAAAGCAAAAGAUGACGCAACUUUGUCAGGAAAACGAAUGCAGUCACUCUCCCUGAAUAAGUAAGCUGGCCUGUGGGAGGAGAUGCCGGGGAACUGGGCCGUGCCGCCAGGACCUCUGCCAUGUCUCACCCACCCUGUGCCCUGGCGCCGCUGCAGCAGCCCCUCGUGGCCAGGAGCCCCCACGGCCUGGGGCCUCCUCUUCAUCUUGGCACAGAAAUUGUUCAGGGGAUGUGGGAGGGCUGGGGGGAGGGGCAAGCUGCUAUCUUUGAGACAGAAAGAUGCAGGACAGCAUUUCAUACAUAACCAUUUGAAUGUUUUUGCUGUUUUUAAGGGGUGCCUGGGAAGUGGGGUAAAGAGAUUCCAUUUGUCCAGUAGAUUGCACGUGGGGGAGGGGGGAGAAUUAAUGCCAACAGGCAGCUGCUGUGGGAGUUGAUGACAACCAGCCCAGAUUGUUGUCUGGGUGCUCACUCAGGGGCUGUUAGGAAGCCUGUGCCCCAAAGCGUCCGAGGUUUGUGCCUGGCCAGUUCCGUCCAAUGAGGCCUCUCCUCUCUGACCUGUUCUGCCCCUUUUCCAUUCAUCUGGUCAGGGCUAGUAGCCAUUUUUAACCCUACCCAUUGAUCAUUUCAAGAAACCUCUGGUUACUGUCCAUCACCCAGACAAGACACGCUCCUUAAAUUCAACUUGUAUAUUUGGCAGAUUAAACAACAUUAUCGUAA
This is a messenger RNA of Arvicola amphibius (Eurasian water vole), 1296 nucleotides long. RefSeq names its product PDGFA associated protein 1 (gene Pdap1). The coding region runs from base 99 to 644 and encodes 181 amino acids. Gene Ontology annotation, cellular component: cytosol. The transcript is spliced from 6 exons. Lineage: Eukaryota; Metazoa; Chordata; Mammalia; Rodentia; Cricetidae. The record is from RefSeq and is a predicted model, not a curated record. Gene Ontology annotation, molecular function: RNA binding.